AUGUGCGCCAGAGCCGAGGAUAGUGAGAAGGGUAAUCGUCUGAGAGACAAUAGCUAUGGGGGAUAUCCACGAUUAGCCAAGUUUAUGGGGGACAUUCCUGAUGUUGCUAUUUUCUCCCGCUUUCUUGAUUUGUCUACAGAAAGCCUGCUGCACUAUCAAGCCCAGCUGCACGAGAUUCAGUCGCACCUCAGGAUAGUUCAGGAGGCUGAUAGGGAUAUAAAUGCUGGUGGAAUGAGAAACGCGUAUGAGUUCAACUCUUCAAUCUUACGCGAAUCAUACUUGUCCGAUUUAGACGAUAACAGCGGCCCCGAACUUGAAAGAGUGCACUUCGAUGGGAAAAGGCAAUGGGAAACAAUUUUGCGAGCUCGAACAAUGAUAAAAGAAUAUCGACAGGUCGACAGUCUCAAUGAUUGGAUGCAAAGACCGACUAGAGGCAAUAUGUAUCUGAAAGGUAGCGAUAGUGAGCUGUGGAAGGAUGCCAAGCUCAAUGAACUCAUGACAAUGGAGCAGCCUACAAGCGACGACACAUCUAGCUCAACCAUUCGAGUCGUCAAACUAUACCACAACAUCAUUGGCCGGUUCAUUCAUGAUGAGCCGGACGAGCAACACAUGAAAAACACUAUCGUCUACACGAAUAACGGCGCCAUUAAAGUUGUAAGAGGAGCCAAGACCUUGGUAGCCUGCAUGAUUCCCAUUUUGGGAAUCGUAGUGCUGUACUUCGUCAAGGAUCAGGGAGCUAGACUUGGUGUCAUUGCUGCCUUUACCGCGAUUUUCUCGGUCACCCUGAGCGUCUUUACACCGGCAGCCAUAAAAGAUAUUUUCAGUGCCACAGCAGCAUUUUCUGCCGUCCUAGUUGUCUUCGUUGGGACAUCUUGA
Messenger RNA from Clonostachys solani, 876 nucleotides. Lineage: Eukaryota; Fungi; Ascomycota; Sordariomycetes; Hypocreales; Bionectriaceae. The record is from the annotation of a GenBank genome assembly.